Molecule: messenger RNA, 4998 nt
Organism: Miniopterus natalensis
Lineage: Eukaryota; Metazoa; Chordata; Mammalia; Chiroptera; Miniopteridae
Gene: KATNIP
Product: katanin interacting protein
Source: RefSeq, a predicted model, not a curated record
CACCGCCUCUAGGGAUGGACGGUCAGACUCUGCGAAAGGCUGAGAGAAGCCGGUCCUGCUCUCGGGAGAAAAAGGAGGGUUACACUAAGGACAUGGUGACAGACUUUGAUGAGAAACAUGAUGAGUAUUUAAUAUUGCUUCAGCAGAGGAACCGGAUAUUAAAGCAUUUGAAAACCAAGGACCCUGUGCAGCUGAGACUGGAGCACUUGGAGCAGGGCUUCUCUGUCUACGUCAAUGGGGCCAAUUCUGAACUGAAGACGUCGCCACGGAAAGCCGUCCACCCCAACUUCUCCAGGAGUGCCUCGCAUGCUGAGGGGACACACGAUUGUGGACGAAGAGCCCUGUUUCGAGAAGCUGAAGAAGUUUUAAGGCGCAAUUCACGGACAGCCCCCAGCAGAGCCCAGCGCCGUGGAUGGCACCAGAAAUCUGUGCAGAUCAGAACAGAAGCUGGCCCACGGCUCCACAUCGAACCGCCUCUGGACUAUUUUGAAGAUUUUGAGCCACGUGGGGACGUGACUGUCAAUGCAAAGGAUGCUUCUGGGGGUCAUCCACAGGAUUGCAAAUCUCCCACCAGCACCACACCCUGUGAUGCCAACUUCUCCCUUCAGAAUGCACAUGGACAUCCUGACCCUACAAGCAGUAUGGACAAAGAAAGGAUCCUCUUAACUAUUCAGGAUGUAAUGGAGCUAAGAAAAAGCCUGGAGCUUAGUGUAAAUCUACAAAGGAAACAAAAGGAUUGUUCCAGUGACGAGUAUGACUCCAUUGAAGAAGACGUGCUCUCUGAGCCCGAGCCUGAGGACCAGGCACUGGUGGGCUAUCCCAGGCACGACCCCCCUCUUUCCCGGGGGGACUCCGUGCAGAAGGAUGUUCCCGAGGACCAGGAGACAGCAGCACACCCUCUGCAGGACCCAGACACCCUCGUGGUGCUGGAAUUUAACCCGGCUUCCAAACGUAAUAAAAAGGAAAGGAAUUUGUCUGCGAAGCGAAAGGACAACGCUGAGGUCCUCAUUCCCAGCAAACCAGAGCCAGACCUGACUCCCCCGCCCCCCACUGUGUUCCCAGACCAGGAGAGGCCAUGUUCAAGACCUGGAAGCCGAAGAGAGAGACCCCUAUCAGCAACCCGAAAACCUGUGCUCCAGGCUCAGGACCCGCCGGAAGACGCGUCAGCUGUGCUCAGAGCCAUCCAGGUGGAGAAUGAAGCCCUGCAGAGGGCGCUCCUGAGCAGGAAGGCUGAGGCCCCCACCAGCCCGCUGCAGGACAUGGAGGGACCCCCAGAAAAAUUGUGGACCAGUCUACUGGAGCAGGAGGAGAGCACUGAGCGGCUACCCAUCACCGUGGUGACCAGCACGCAGGAGCCACCCAGGGCAGCAGGGGGAGCCAGAGCCGUCAGUGAAGCCAUUGACCGAAUUGGCCUUUUGGGGAGCAGGCAACAGCAGAAGCUCCUGAAAGUCCUCCAGGCCAUCGAAAGUGACUCUGCCCAUGUGAGCCGGGUGGCUUCACCAACCAAGGAGCAAGUGCUGGACCCAGAGGACAAGUUGAGAAUGAAAGCAGAAGAGCCGAAAGAUGCCAUCUACGUGACAAUGGAAAUCCUGUCCAACUGGGGCAGCCCGGCGUGGGUGGGCCUCACAGAAGUUGAGUUCUUUGACCUGAACAACACAAAGCUGUACGUGUCACCUCAUGACGUGGACAUCCGUAACACGGACACGCCCGGGGACCUGGGCCAGCUGGUCAACAGGAACGCUAGCAAGAAAGACCUCUCCCUGUGGACGUGCCCCUUCCACCCGCCGCUCCAGCUCUUUUUUGUUAUCCGCAACACGGGACUGCUGCGUGCCUUUGGCCUGGCCAAGAUCAAGAUUCGGAAUUACUGGACGGCGGAUGGCGAUCUUGACGUUGGUGCCAAGAAUGUGAAGCUUUAUGUCAACAAAAACCUCAUCUUUGAUGGCCAGUUAGACAAAGGAGGUGGGGAGGCCCCCGCUGCCCAGAGCAUCCUAGUCAGCCUGAAAGGCGAGCAGGCGGAGGGAACGGAGAAUGAAACGGAUGCCCACUCAGAAGACAGCGGCGGUGCCCGCGCGAUGGCCGACACAGAUGGGGGCACAGAGCUCAGCAUCGUUUGCUUGCAGCCAGCUGGAGCAGUCGUGGAUGUGGCAGUUUCUUCACCGGGAACUUUAUUUGGUGAAAGGAUGAAUUCUCCUGAUUGCAUGAGAGACAGUCUGCCUAAGUUAGAGGCCGACUGCAGCGUCUUAGCAGCCCCAGCCGCGGUGGGCUGCGAGCCCAGUGCUCCUGCACCAGGGCCCCCUGCGGAAUGCCCCCUGCCUGACCUGGAGCUCUCCCCGACUCAGCAGCUGGAAAACCUCGCAGGCAGAAAGGCCUCUGAGCCGCCAGGGAAAACCCCGGCCUGGCUGCAGCCCUCUUGCACUGGGAAAGGCAGGAAGCAGGGAGGCAGGAAGCCCAAACCCCCCUGGCUGAGUCCUGAGAAGCCACUAGACUGGAAAGAUGGGCUUCUGCCCGAGGAUGGCAUUGGCGAGGGUCCUGCAGAGGCCGGGGAUGAAGGCCCCAGGCGUGAGCAAGGGCGGGCUGGCAGCUGGAAUGCCUUCUCAGGGGAGAGAGCCCAGAGGGUGACCCCCAGAGUCUGCAGGGAUGACUUUGACAUCUUUGACCAGCCCUCCAACAGGGAGCGCCCUGCUAGUGGGAGGAGGGGCCCGAAGAAGGACGCCCUCAGCAGCGGUCACGGUGAUGGCUGGCCCGCAGGCAGAGAAGAUGCCUGGUCCACCAGGAUGCCACGGUCCCAGUGGCGCAGCGAGCAGGAAUACACACUGCACGAGUCGUGGAGCUCCCUCAGUGCCUUCAACCACUCCCACCGAGGACGCAUCUCCAACAUGGAGUUCCAGGGGGACAUCCUGGACGAGUUCCUGCAGCAGCAGAAGAGCAGCCGGCACAGCACCCAGCCACCACCCUGCAAGGAGCAGCCGGCGCCCAGGCAAGGGCAGGAUAACUGCCCCAUAGACACAGACAAUGGGGACGACUUUAAAAUCCCUGUCUUGCCCUAUGGCCAGCACUUGGUCAUUGACAUCAAGUCUACAUGGGGGGACAGGCACUAUGUUGGCCUGAACGGAAUAGAAAUAUUCAGUUCUAAGGGAGAGCCCGUACAAAUUGCCAACAUCCAAGCAGAUCCCCCUGACAUCAAUAUUUUACCUGCUUAUGGGAAGGACCCUCGUGUGGUCACCAACCUCAUCGACGGGGUGAACAGGACGCAGGACGACAUGCACGUCUGGCUGGCCCCCUUCACGCCGGGCAAGCCCCACUCUAUCUCCAUCGACUUCGUGCACCCUUGCCACGUUGCGCUGAUCAGGAUUUGGAAUUACAACAAGUCGCGGAUACACUCGUUCCGCGGUGUGAAGGACAUGGAGAUCCUGUUAGACACACAGUGCAUCUUCAACGGGGAGAUCGCCAAGGCCUCCGGGACCCUGAUGGGAGCCCCAGAGCACUUUGGAGACACGAUCUUGUUCACGACCGAUGACGACAUUCUCGAGGCUAUAUUCUGCUCGGAUGAGACGUUUGAUGUGGAUGUGGAGACCCUGUGCAGCCUGCAGUGCGAGGAGGCUCUGAGGAGGCCCAGCACGGCCGACGGCGAUGCGGAGGAGAGGCCCUACACCCAGGCCGGCCUGUGCGCCCAGGGCCAGGUCCCAGAACUAGAGCUGCCAGCCGAUACCCCUGUCCCCGAAGUUGCCACUCCAGAACCGGGCGUCUACCACGGGAUUUGCCUUCAGCUGAAUUUCACUGCCUCCUGGGGGGACCUGCACUACCUCGGACUCACAGGCCUGGAAGUGGUAGGCAAGGAUGGCCAGGCACUGCCCAUCAGCCUACACCAGAUCUCCGCCUCCCCCAGAGACUUAAAUGACCUCCCUGAGUACACGGAUGACUCCCGCACCCUGGACAAGUUAAUCGAUGGAGCCAACAUCACGAUGGAGGAUGAGCACAUGUGGCUGAUCCCCUUCUCGCCGGGGCUGGACCACGUGGUCACGAUCUGCUUCGACAGCGCCGAGAGCAUCGCGGGCCUGCGCUUCUGGAACUACAAUAAAUCUCCCGAGGACACCUAUCGAGGGGCCAAAGUCGUCCACGUCUCCCUGGACGGCCUGUGCAUCUCCCCUCCAGAGGGCUUUCUCAUCCGGAAGGGGCCGGGCAACUGCCACUUUGAUUUUGCUCAAGAAAUCCUCUUUGUGGACUACCUACAAGCCAGCCUCCUGCCCCCGCCAGCCCAGAGGCUCGACACAAAAAGCCUGGAGCGAGCGAGCAUGGACUACGAGGCGCCGCUGAUGCCCUGUGGCUUCAUUUUUCAGUUUCAGCUCCUGACCAGCUGGGGCGACCCCUAUUACAUCGGUCUCACUGGGCUGGAGUUAUAUGACGAGCGGGGAGAGAAAAUCCCUCUGUCGGAAAACAACAUCGCCGCCUUCCCCGACAGCGUCAACUCCCUGGAGGGCGUGUGCGGGGACGUCCGGACCCCUGACAAGCUCAUCGACCAAGUGAACGACACCAGCGAUGGCAGGCACAUGUGGCUGGCUCCCAUCCUGCCUGGCCUGGUGAACCGGGUUUAUGUGAUUUUCGAUCUGCCUACCACCGUGUCAAUGAUCAAACUGUGGAAUUACGCGAAAACACCCCAUCGAGGGGUGAAGGAGUUUGGCCUCCUGGUGGACGACUUGCUCGUGUACAACGGGAUCCUGGCCAUGGUGGGCCACCUGGUUGGGGGCAUCCUGCCCACGUGCGAGCCCACGGUGCCCUACCACACCAUCUUGUUCACUGAGGACGUGGACAUCUGCCACCAGGAGAAACACACCUCCAUCAGCAGUCAGGUGGAGGACCAGGACGUCCAGAUGAUGAAUGAAAACCAAAUCGUUACCAACUCGAAGAGGAAGCAGAGUGCAGCUGACCCAGCCUUACGCCCCAAAACCUGCCUGAGCGAGGAGACAGCAAGGCGGCGGCGGUGCUGACCAGGGAAGACGG